Messenger RNA from Botrytis deweyae, 804 nucleotides. RefSeq lists its product as uncharacterized. Bases 1 to 804 code for a protein of 267 amino acids. The transcript has 4 exons. Lineage: Eukaryota; Fungi; Ascomycota; Leotiomycetes; Helotiales; Sclerotiniaceae. The record is from RefSeq and is a predicted model, not a curated record.
AUGAUAUUUUCAUCGCGCAAAAGAUCCAAUGUUAGGAUCCUGGAAAGCUGCAGGUGGCUGGUCUUGGGAUAUUUGGUUAUGGGGAUGGGGGUGGAAGGUGUUUGGGGGAAAAUCACCUUAGAGAGUGUGAGGGGGAUUACGGGGGUUACGAGGGAGGGGAGGGAGAGGGUGGGGUGGGGUGAAGGGGGUGGUGGUGGUGGUGUUGGGAAUGGAAAGGGGGUGGAGAUGAGGAUGGGGAUGGGGGUUUAUGGGGGAAGGAGAGGCGAGGAGGAAUGGAGAGAAGGAAAAGGGGAGGGGGAGGGAGAACAGGUGAUUAUGGGGACUGGGAAUGCGGGUGGAGAUCGAGAUGAGAUUGAGAAUACGGUAACAGCCGCUCUGCAUAUGCUCUGCGCGGAUCUAUUGGUUGAGUUGGAGAAACCUCUUUUGGUUUCUUCUUCUUCUUCUUCUUCCUCUUUCUCCUCUCCAUUUGUGUCUUUCGGGGAUACGAAGGGAGAAGUAAAUUGUACACAGGUGAAAACAGAUUUUGAUGAUUUACUGAGGGAAACAACGUGGUUUUUAUAUCAGGUGCAGGAACGUCAGAUGGUGUGGAGGUGGGCGAGAGGGAGCGCGGUUCAGGAGGGGGUGGUGUGGUUGCAGGGGCUGUGGGCUAGUAGGAGGAGUAAUUCACAAGAUAGGAGCUUCAUUGAACAGCAAUUGGAGUUGUAUAAGAGUACGGAAUGUUUUGAGAAGGUGAAUGAUGAGGUUUUGAGGAAGGAUAUUGAGGUUGUGGAGUACUUGAAUGAUUUGAUUGAGAUGUUUCCCUAA